Molecule: messenger RNA, 3093 nt
Organism: Williopsis jadinii
Lineage: Eukaryota; Fungi; Ascomycota; Saccharomycetes; Phaffomycetales; Wickerhamomycetaceae
Gene: HSP104
Product: chaperone ATPase HSP104
Exons: 1
Coding region: 394-3093 (899 amino acids)
Biological process (GO): cellular response to heat; regulation of DNA-templated transcription
Cellular component (GO): cytoplasm; cytosol
Molecular function (GO): ATP hydrolysis activity; transcription factor binding; ATP binding
Source: RefSeq, a predicted model, not a curated record
GCUCAAGGAGAUCAAUUGAAGGGCAUCUCAAUCAAUUCGUAUUGCAAUUGAAGUACAACAAUCUAAAACAGUGCACUAACUGUAAGCCCAAUGCUACUGCCAGUGUCCAGCUAGGCAGAAAAGUGGUAUCUGCACGCACUGGGCGGCUUUCCCGCUAGGCGGAGAGGCCCCCCCUAAAGCCCCAGCAGCGGCAGCAACAACAGAAAAAGUUCCAGCAAAUUCUCGAAUCUUCCACCAGUUCCGUAUGGGCAGACACUUAUGCGAUAAUCACACACUACAAAUAUGUUAACGGUAGGGCUCAAGUAUAAAUUCAACCCCCUUUCUCCAAAAUCUGGACACUCACGUUGCUUUCUCACUCAUCAAUUGAACUGAAAGGAGAAUAAUCUAAACAAUAUGGACGAAUCACAAUUCACAGACCGUGCCUUGGCUGUUAUCACCAGAGCACAGCAGCUCGCAGAGGAGCACCAGCAUCCACAGUUGCUGCCAUUGCACAUACUGGCAGCCUUCUGUGAGAAGCCAGAGGAUGGUUCCACGAGCUAUCUUCAGACUUUGCUAGAGAGGGGCCGUUUUGACUACCAAUUGUUCGAGAGAACCGUUAAUAAGCAUCUCGUCAGAACCCCAUCGCAGAAUCCUGCCCCACAGCAGGUGAGCCCAAGUUAUGCCACAGGAGAGAUCUUGAAGAAGUGUGUCAAGAUCAAACAGCAGCAGAAGGAUAGCUUCGUUGCCCAAGAUCAUAUCCUGUUGGCACUGCUUGAGGACAGUUCCAUUCAAGCAGUGUUGAAAGAGGCCAGCGUCACAGUGGAUGGCCUCAAACAGCAGGUGCUUACGCUCAGAGGAAACCAGAGAAUCGACUCCAGAGGAGCUGAUACGAACCAGGAGUUGGAAUACUUGACCAAGUAUGCCAUUGAUAUGACAGAGCAGGCCAGACAGGGUAAAUUGGACCCUGUUAUUGGAAGAGAAGAAGAGAUCAGAUCCACAAUCAGGGUGUUGGCCAGAAGAAUCAAAUCCAACCCUUGCCUCAUAGGUGAGCCUGGUAUUGGUAAGACUGCCAUCAUCGAAGGUGUUGCCCAGAGAAUCUUGGAGAACGAUGUGCCAACUAUCCUUCAAGGCUGUCGUCUGUUCUCUUUGGACCUGGCCGCUUUGACAGCAGGUGCCAAAUACAAAGGUGAUUUUGAGGAAAGAUUGAAAGGUGUCUUGAAAGAGAUUGAACAGUCAAAGAUCCUGAUUAUCUUAUUCAUCGAUGAGAUUCACAUGCUUAUGGGCAACGGUAAGGAUGAUGCUGCAAACAUCUUGAAACCGGCCUUGUCAAGAGGUAACUUGAAAGUGAUCGGUGCCACUACAAACAACGAGUACAGAGCUAUCAUUGAAAAGGAUGGUGCCUUCGAAAGAAGAUUCCAGAAGAUCGAUGUUAAAGAGCCAACUGUCAGAGAAGCUGUGGCUAUUCUUAGAGGUUUGCAACCAAAAUAUGAGAUCCACCACGGUGUUAGAAUCUUGGACUCUGCUUUGGUUAGUGCAGCUCAAUUGGCUAAGCGUUACUUGCCAUAUAGAAGAUUACCAGAUUCUGCUAUUGACCUUGUGGAUAUCGCUUGUGCUGGUGUUGCAGUGGCUCGUGACUCUAAACCUGAAGAGUUGGAUUCCAAAGAGCGUCAAUUGCAGUUGAUCCAAGUUGAGAUCAAGGCUUUGGAGAGAGAUCAAGAGACUGAUGAGACAACGAAGGAGAGAUUGACUCAGGCUAGAAAGAAAGAAGCAGACUUGGAAGAGGAGUUGCAGCCAUUGAGAGCCAAGUACGAUGAAGAACGUCAAGGCCACGAGAAGCUUACCGCAGCCAAAAGAAGACUGGAUGAGUUAGAGACAAAAGCUGUUGAUGCUGAGCGUCGUCAUGAUACUGCUACAGCUGCUGACUUGAGAUACUUUGCUAUUCCAGACUUGCAGAAGAAGAUCGAACAGCUCGAAGAGGAAGUUGCUAGAGAGGAGACAAUGUCUGGUCAUGGAAUGAUGAUCCAGAACGUUGUCAACUCUGAUACGAUUGCUGAGACAGCUGCUAGACUUACUGGUAUCCCAGUCAGUAAGCUUACUGAAUCUGAAAACACUAAGUUGGUUCACAUGGAGAAGUCACUUUCAAAGGAUGUUGUUGGACAGAGUGAGGCCAUCAAGGCAGUUUCAAAUGCUGUAAGAUUGUCAAGAUCUGGUCUUGCAAACCCAAGACAGCCUGCUUCUUUCUUGUUCCUUGGUUUGUCAGGUUCCGGUAAGACCGAGUUGGCUAAGAAACUUGCUGGCUUCCUUUUCAAUGAUGAGAAUGCCAUGAUUAGAAUUGACUGUUCUGAGUUGAUGGAGAAGCAUUCCGUUUCAAAAUUAUUGGGUACUACUGCUGGUUACAUCGGUUACGAAGAAGGUGGUCUACUUACGAACCAAUUGGCCAGAAAGCCUUACUCUGUUAUCUUGUUUGAUGAAGUUGAGAAGGCUGCUCCGGAGGUUUUGACUGUGUUGUUGCAACUUUUAGAUGAUGGACGUAUCACUUCUGGUCAAGGUAAGACCAUUGAUGCCUCAAACUCCAUUGUUAUCAUGACAUCGAACUUGGGUUCUCAGUUCAUUAUUAGUCAGAACACUGCCAAAAUCUCUGAAGACACCAAGGCCCUUGUUAUGAACGCUGUGCGUGGUCACUUCAGACCGGAAUUUAUCAACAGAAUUUCCUCUAUUGUGGUGUUCAACAAGUUGUCUAGAAAAGCUAUUCACAAGAUUGUCUCUAUUCGUAUUAGGGAGAUCGAAGGCCGUUUCGCUGCAAAUGACAAGAAUUACAAGCUGGAUAUAUCUGAUGACGCUGUUGACUUCCUUGCUCAGAAUGGUUACACCGAGGAUCUUGGUGCUAGACCAUUGAACCACCUUAUUGAGCGUGAGAUUUUGAACAAGAUGGCAAUUCUUGUCUUGGCUGGUCAAAUCAAGGAUAAGGAGACCGUCAAGGUUAUCCGUAAGGGUGACCACUUGGAGGUUAUUCCUAACCACGAGGCCACUAUCCAAACCGAUGAGGAUAUGGAUGUCGAUGACUGGUCGGAGGAUGACUUGGAGAAUGAUGUCCCAGCUGAUGAAGUUGAAUGA